UAUUUUUGGCAGAUAAAAAAAAAAGGAAAAAAUAAAUAAGUAUGCAGAAGUCCAAGGAAUAUGGAAGUAAACUAAGCUGGGCAGCCGGAAAGAAGCCAGUUCUGUGCGUCGGAGCCACCUCUAUGGACCACAUUACCUUCGUCGACUCCUUUCCCAACAAGAGCGACAUAAUAAAGGCCAGAAGAGGCUAUUGGCAACGAGGUGGUUCGGCCUCAAACAAUUGCACCGUUCUGCGGGUACUCGGCGUCAAGUGCGAGUUCUUCGGAAUGCUAAGCAACUUGGAUCUGUACCAGGUCCUGGUGGACGAUAUGGAGUCCCGCGGCAUUGUCAUCAAAAAUUGUCCCUACUGCAAUAUGAGUCCGAACUUCUCGUCAGUAUUUUUCACCAAAGCACUGAACACCCGGAACAUCAUCGCUUACAACAACACGGCCUUUCCCAAUGUCACCAUCGAGGACUUCCGGAAACUGGACUUGACCAAAUACGGCUGGAUACACCUGCAUUGCCUUCACUUCGAAAGCACCAUGGCCAUGAUCAAGGACGUGGUGGCCCACAACCAGGCCAACCCGACCGAGAAGAUCACAAUCUCUCUGACCAUGGACGAGCCCCUAAGCGAGAUGUGGCCUUUGCUGGACUAUUGUGACUACGCCUUCUUUUCCAAGCGACUGUCCCCGUGCAGCGGCUGGAAGAACCCCAAGGAGGCCUGUGUCCACAUCGACGAAACGCUGCGCAUGCGCUGGGGGCUGAACCUCGUUCGUCCCUACGUGAUUGUCCUCUGGGGCUCCCUGGGCGGGGCGUACAUGGACAAGGCCGGCAACUAUACCGCCUUUCCGGCCUACAAGCCAAAGAACGUGGUGGACGUCCUGGGCGCCGGGGACUGCUUCGUGUCGAGCUUUAUCUAUGCCAUGUACAUCCGGGACCGGCCGCUGAAGGUUUCCAUGGACUUUGCCACUCGGAUGGCUGGCUACAAGUGCACCCACACAGGCUACGAUCACAUAGCCAAGAUUCUGCUUCCACCGGUUUUGUGAUGUUUUUCAUUUCGGUUAAUAAAAAGUACAUUUUUCUCCAGGGGA
Messenger RNA from Drosophila ananassae, 1070 nucleotides. RefSeq names its product ketohexokinase. The coding region runs from base 42 to 1025 and encodes 327 amino acids. Gene Ontology annotation, molecular function: ketohexokinase activity. The transcript has a single exon. NCBI's taxonomy places the organism in Eukaryota, Metazoa, Arthropoda, Insecta, Diptera, Drosophilidae. The record is from RefSeq and is a predicted model, not a curated record. Gene Ontology annotation, biological process: fructose metabolic process.